Messenger RNA from Homarus americanus (American lobster), 648 nucleotides. RefSeq lists its product as uncharacterized. The record is from RefSeq and is a predicted model, not a curated record. NCBI's taxonomy places the organism in Eukaryota, Metazoa, Arthropoda, Malacostraca, Decapoda, Nephropidae. The transcript is spliced from 8 exons. Bases 61 to 450 code for a protein of 129 amino acids.
ACAGUAUAUAAGAGGUGAGGGAGGAGGAGGCCCUAUCUUACUGUAACAGAACCAGUCAUCAUGAAGGGGUCUUGGCUGCUGCUGCUACUGACGGCUGUACUGACCGUUGGUGUCAACAUCGUGGGCGGAGCUCCUGAGCCAAAUGGCGAUAGUGAGGAGGACCAGGACGGUGAGCUUCAAGAUGUCCGUCAGCUGAGGGAACUUGUCCGACAGGAACUUCGUGGCCUCGACCAGGAUGGUGAGCCUAAGUCACCAGCUGAUGAAGAGAUGGGCCACGAGGUUGAACUUCGAGUGCUAAGAAGACUCAGUAUGAAGAGGCUGAAGGAGAAGACAAAGCAAAUAGCGAAGAAAGUGGGAGGAAAGGUGAAGGAGUUUGCGAAGAAUGAAUUAGUGAGGGAGGCAGUGAAGGGUGUUGGCAAAGCGGCCAUUGGUGCAGCAAUGCAGGGUUGACCUCAAUGCUGUGACGAGGUUUGAUACAAGAUGUUGACGACUACAGCUUCGACCUGACCUGCCCGACCUUCCUCUUACCUACAGGGAUACAGAAAUACACUAACACCGGCACAUUACAAUACAACACUAACUUCACUUUACAUUACAGUAACACAGACACAACACUACCAACUGUAACUUUACUUUACAUUACGUAAC